Molecule: messenger RNA, 3087 nt
Organism: Candidozyma haemuli
Lineage: Eukaryota; Fungi; Ascomycota; Pichiomycetes; Serinales; Metschnikowiaceae
Gene: GCV2
Product: glycine decarboxylase subunit P
Exons: 1
Coding region: 1-3087 (1028 amino acids)
Biological process (GO): glycine decarboxylation via glycine cleavage system
Cellular component (GO): glycine cleavage complex; mitochondrion
Molecular function (GO): pyridoxal phosphate binding; glycine binding; glycine dehydrogenase (decarboxylating) activity
Source: RefSeq, a predicted model, not a curated record
AUGUUUAGAGCUGGGUCCGUGGCACGUGCCUCUAGACAGCUUCAGCUUCGCUUGAGAUGCCCUCGUCUCCCUUCGUCUGCAGCUGCGUUAUCGCACUUAUCGAGAUCAAGGACUCUUGCAACCGCUAAUACCCUGAGUGCCAAUUACCAGAAGGUGCACAAUCCAGCUAAGGAAGGUGCUUCGUACGGUGAGCUUGACACUUUUGCCAGACGCCACUUUGGUCCUACACCAGAGAAUGUGUCUCACAUGCUCAAGUCUUUGGGCUACAAGGAUAUGGAUGAGUUCCUUACUGCGUCUAUCCCACCACAUGUUCUUGUCAAGAGACCAUUGAAGGUGCUGCCUCAGGAUGGAUUCACUGAGCAGCAGAUGCUCCAGCACUUGCACGAGUUGGCUGGCCAGAACAGAAUCGCAAAGUCUUUUAUUGGUAAGGGCUACCACGGCACCAUUGUGCCUCCUGUGAUUCAGCGUAACUUGUUGGAGCUGCCUGAGUGGUACACUUCUUAUACUCCAUACCAGCCUGAAAUCUCUCAGGGCCGUUUGGAGUCGUUGCUUAACUACCAGACCAUGGUUUCGUCCUUGACUGGCUUGGACAUUGCCAAUGCUUCCUUGUUGGACGAGGGUACUGCUGCCGCUGAGGCCAUGGCCAUGUCGUUUGUGCAUCUGCGUUCUAAGAAGAGAAAGUAUGUUGUCGACACUAAGUUGCACCCACAGUCUUUGGACGUGAUUGAGUCUCGUGCUGGUAACCUUGGCGUGGAGAUCAUCACUCUCCCAUUGACUACCGAUGAGGGUAUUGCUGAGCUUGAGAAGAUCUCUGGCGACGUCUGUGGUGCUUUGGUUCAGUACCCAGCCACUGACGGUUCUCUUCACAACUUCACCAAGAUCGGUGAAAUCGUCCACAAGAACAAGGGUCUCUUCUCUAUGGCCACUGACUUGCUCGCCUUGACUGUGUUGAAGCCUCCAGCUGCUUUUGGCGCCGACAUUGCCUUGGGUAACUCCCAGAGAUUCGGUGUUCCAUUCGGUUACGGUGGUCCUCACGCUGCUUUCUUCGCUACCACCGAUAAGUUCUCCAGAAAGGUUCCAGGUAGAAUUGUUGGUGUUUCUAAGGACAGAUUGAACAAGCCAGCCUUGAGAUUGGCUUUGCAGACUCGUGAGCAGCACAUCAAGAGAGAGAAGGCUACUUCCAACAUUUGUACUGCCCAGGCCCUUUUGGCUAACAUGGCUGCCAUGUACGCUGUUUACCACGGUCCACAGGGUCUUAAGAACAUUGCUUCUCGUGUUUACGGCUACACCACUGUUCUUGCUGAAGCUAUCCAGAACUCUCCACACAAGCUUCUCAACGACUCUUGGUUUGACACCUUGUCUGUUGAGUUGAGCGGUACUAACGCUGACGCUGUGUUGAAGGAAGCUUUGGACAAGUACAACAUCAACUUGUUCAAGAACAGCGACUCUUCUGUCUCUGUUUCUUUAGAUGAGACCGUUACCAAGACUGAUUUGGAAGGCUUGGUUUCUGUCUUCACCGGUAAGCCAGCUCAAUUGCCAGAGGAGUUGCCUCAGAUCCCAAGCGAGCUCUUGAGAACUGACGAGAUCUUGCCAAACGAGGUCUUCAACCAGCACCACUCUGAAACCGCCAUGUUGCGUUACUUGCACUUGUUGCAGUCCAAGGACUUGUCCUUGGCCAACUCCAUGAUCCCAUUGGGUUCUUGUACUAUGAAGUUGAACGCUACUGUUGAGAUGCAAACUUUGUCCAUGCCAGGUUUCGCUUUGAUCCACCCAUUCGCCCCAACUAACCAAGCUGAGGGUUACAAGAAGUUGAUCUCUGAGUUUGAGCACGACUUGAACGAUAUCACUGGUUUCGCUGCUACCACCUUGAUGCCUAACUCUGGUGCUCAGGGUGAAUACACUGGUCUUUCCUUGAUUCGUCAGUACCACAAGGCUAACGGUGAGUACGAGAAGCGUAACAUCUGUUUGAUUCCAGUUUCUGCUCACGGUACCAACCCUGCCAGUGCUGCCAUGUGUGGUCUUAAGGUUGUGCCAAUUAAGUGUUUGGACAACGGUUCCAUCGACAUCAAUGACUUGAAGGAGAAGGCUGAGAAGCACAAGGAAAACCUUUGCUCCAUCAUGGUCACCUACCCAUCCACCUACGGUUUGUUCGAGCCAGGUGUGAGAGAUGCCAUUGACACUGUCCACUCCCACGGUGGUUUGGUGUACUUGGACGGUGCCAACAUGAACGCUCAGGUUGGUCUUACUUCUCCAGGUGACUUGGGCGCUGACGUUUGUCACUUGAACAUCCACAAGACCUUUGCUUUGUCCCACGGUGGUGGUGGUCCAGGUCAGGGUCCAGUCUGUGUUGCCGAGAGACUUGUGCCAUACUUGCCAAAGCACCACUUCAUUGAAACUCCACAUGCCACUGCCGAAUCCAUCCAGGCUGUCAACUCUGCCCCAUUCGGUUCUGCUGCUGUCAUUCCUGUCUCAUACUCCUACAUCAAGAUGCUUGGAUCCAAGGGCUUGCCAUACGCUUCUGCUCUUGCCAUGCUUAACGCCAACUACAUGCUUCACAGGUUGAAGGAUUCUUUCCAGGUGUUGUUCGUGGACCCAUCUGCUACUAAGGAGCAGGGCACCAAGCACUGUGCUCACGAGUUCAUCAUUGACUUGCGUGAGUUCAAGAGCAUUGGUAUUGAGGCCAUUGACGUUGCUAAGCGUUUGCAGGACUACGGAUUCCACGCUCCAACCAUGUCUUUCCCAGUCGCCGGUACCUUGAUGAUUGAGCCUACCGAGUCUGAGAACUUGGAGGAGCUCGACAGAUUUGUCGAGUCCAUGUUGUCCAUCAGAAGGGAAAUUGACGCUUACGGUAAGGGCGAUUCUUUGGGCCAGGUGUUGAAGAACGCUCCUCACUCCCUUGCUGACGUUGUCUCUACUCCACAGGAGGAGUGGGAGGCUCGUGGAUACACCAGAGAGCAGGCUGCCUACCCAUUGCCAUUCUUGAAGACCCAGAAGUGCUGGCCUACCGUGGCCCGUUUGGACGAUGCUUUUGGUGACAUGAACUUGCUCUGCACAUGUCCAUCUGUGGAGGAGGUUGCCAACAACUAG